AUGCUGUCGUCGCAGUCUCUGCUAGCGAUAUGCUCGUUGUUGAGCUUAUCGGGUGGAUCUGUAGCAUCUUCACAUUCUGAUGCGGUGAUUCAAAAUGCCAACCAUAUUUUCAAUGUCAUUCAUGACUCGAUGCGCCAAUGGGGAUCCUCGCUGCAUCAUAAUGGUGUUUCGUUCUUCCUGGCCAAUGUGCCAGCAGGUACACAGUUAUACCACGGCACUUCCAAGGCGACUCCGGUAAAUGGCACCGAAUGGCUUGCCUUUGAACCUGAGCAUGCGAUGAUGUUCGCACGGCCGCAUAUGGGUCCGCCUCCUCGACGUCCGGACGAGGGCGAUAAUGACGAGAUAGAUCGUGGACAUCAUGGAGAGCUUCGUCGUCGCCAACCUCAUGCUCCAGGUGGCAGACCACCCGGACCACCACCGCCUCCAUUUGAUGUCUCUGAGGAGAAAGAGGCUGGAUAUCUUCACACCUAUGCCGCUGCGAAGAAUCUCCGUCUGUUAUACAUUGAUGGUAUGUCCGCAGCCAAGACGAAGAAGGGUACACUCGACUCGCAGGAUGUGCUUUUGUUCAACAAUACACUGGAUGACACGCCGAAGGAAGGCCAACGGGGGCCCAUGGGCGAGUUCGAGCGCGCGACUAAGGCAUGCGAGAUGUCAGAGAAUGAGUGGGGUGGCCGCAUCGAUGGUGUGAUCCGCAUGGAGGCUGGCUUUGAGGUUAUUCUGUGUGCUUUCGAGCGUGACUUGACACCCGUGCGAAUCAUUCAGGUCAAGUCAGACUCGGGGGCAGGUGGUCACAAAGAUCGGAUGCAUAACAGACAUGCUGGUCCGAGAAAAGAUCAGGAUGAUGGGAAGAUAAGAAUUCCUCCUGCAGGCCCCGGUGGCCCAGGAGGCCCAAGAGGCCCAGGAAGAGGGCCACCCGGCAUGGACUCUUCUCGCUGGAUGCGUGCAGUGAGUGCCCGGUACAGUGGAAUUGGAGGCGACAGAGUCACCCUCAACUAUGAACACUUUGUGACCGCAUUCGCAUACGACCUGGACCUCUUCCCGGAGAACUUAUCCCUCCCACGCCUGGGACAAGUCCCCAGCACGGAGCUAGACGUUGUCCGCAAGGACUUGACUGCAACAAUCCUGGCCCACAACGCGACCGAGACCACACGAAACUGGCAAGCCAUCACAGACAUGAUCGUGAAGCGGUACAGCGACGAACUCGCCUAUCUAGCCUCCGGCGAGUUCACCGACAUCACGAGCAUGCGCCAGCACAUCGAAACCCUCUUGUCCCCAUUCAUCGACUACAACUCGCGAGACGCCUCGUCCGAGGCCGAACGAUGCGCCACACAGUUCCUGCCCCUGGGGACACAAGACUCGCAUGUGCUCGCGGCGCGAGCUGUGCAUAGCGUUGCACACCGUGUUUGCUCGACUUUGCUGACAGCAGGUACCGAAGAAGACCUCGAGUCUGCGGUGCAGAAAGUUCAGGCUUUAAUUGACUAUUUGGACUGGACGAGCUGGAAGGAGUGCCGUGGCUGUGAGAACCAUGAGAUCUGCGUGGUGCCGAUCUGGCCCAUGGGCUCGGUGGCUGAUUAUGAGAAACCAACGUGUCGAGAGGCCUCGAGCCCGUAUGAUCAGGAUGGGGAGAGUUACUGGGGUGGAAUCCACCCUUGA
Penicillium subrubescens is the source of this 1653-nucleotide messenger RNA. RefSeq lists its product as uncharacterized. The coding region runs from base 1 to 1653 and encodes 550 amino acids. The record is from RefSeq and is a predicted model, not a curated record. NCBI's taxonomy places the organism in Eukaryota, Fungi, Ascomycota, Eurotiomycetes, Eurotiales, Aspergillaceae. The transcript has a single exon.